This is a messenger RNA of Dovyalis caffra, 222 nucleotides long. Lineage: Eukaryota; Viridiplantae; Streptophyta; Magnoliopsida; Malpighiales; Salicaceae. The record is from the annotation of a GenBank genome assembly.
AUGGCGUGGGAGAGGGCUUCUUAUGGUGUGAGAGAAGGUCGCCUAUGGGGGAGCUAUGGGCGAGGGCUUGUUGAGGGAGAGUUGGCGACUAAUUCUCUCCUUCCGUUAAGAAAAUACUAUGAUUUCGAUCUAAUUGAAGAGCAAGAUUCUCUUGUUUUGAAUCGUUCUAAAAGCGAGCAAAUUAAGAAGAUGGGAGAACAAGUUGUUGUUUCUUUCAAGUGA